AUGCCCACGCAGCCAUCAACCGGCUCUCUGCCAUGUCGCGCGUGUCCAGCUGCCCGCCAUGUCGCCCUGCAGUGCCACAGUUCGUCUCGCGCGUCACUCCCUCCUCCGUCCCGACCACAUGGCCGCCGACAAGGGCUCCUUCCCGUGGCCGAGCCGACGCAUGCGCGCGGGUGGCGGGUGGCAGCGUGGCAGCAUGGCAUCAUCUGGAUAUGGGGCCCCCUCCGCUUGGACGUUGUGCGCGAAACGUCAAGACGAGAGAGAAGCGAGAGCUGCUGGCCCUUUCGGGCGGCGAGGCAUUUGGACGAACGCCAACGCUACACAGCCGUCGACAGAGUUCUGCGAGCGCGCCCAGCAACACAAAGGUACCCGAGGCACCCUUCAGAUGCCCACGGAUCAAGCCCACAAUUCUCGUCGAACUGGUGGAUUGGCGCCACCCGCGCCCAAGAGCCCUAG
Messenger RNA from Purpureocillium lilacinum, 453 nucleotides. Lineage: Eukaryota; Fungi; Ascomycota; Sordariomycetes; Hypocreales; Ophiocordycipitaceae. The record is from RefSeq and is a predicted model, not a curated record.